This is a messenger RNA of Ochlerotatus camptorhynchus, 854 nucleotides long. Its product is annotated as immunoglobulin domain-containing protein oig-4-like. Lineage: Eukaryota; Metazoa; Arthropoda; Insecta; Diptera; Culicidae. The transcript is spliced from 5 exons. Gene Ontology annotation, biological process: homophilic cell-cell adhesion; synapse organization. Gene Ontology annotation, molecular function: axon guidance receptor activity. The record is from RefSeq and is a predicted model, not a curated record. Gene Ontology annotation, cellular component: neuronal cell body; plasma membrane; axon. Bases 136 to 627 code for a protein of 163 amino acids.
GAUUAGGCCUCAGUCUAGUCUGAGCGGUCGAUCGCAGCGGUCGGAUAUGGUAGUGCGCGAAUUGAUUGGAUCAAAAGUGAAGUGUACAACAGUCAGGAAUUAUUCAAGAACGUAGAACAUCCUCGCCGAGACGAAAUGAAACUAAAGCUGAAGGCAUCGGUAGUGCUGUGUCUGGUAAUACUGCUCGUUCUGGUGGACGAUGCUAAUGCCCGACGUGGUCGUGCCCGAGGACGCACCAAGUCAAGGAUGCAAAUCGGUUUGCCAAUUACGGGAAAGUACCGAGAUCCGGAAUCCGAUCAAUAUUACAACAACAAUAAUGGCGCCAAAAUCACACUUGCCUCGCACUUUGACUAUGAAUACGUUCUGGGCCACAAAAUAGCGUUCCUGUGCGUAGCUCGCGGCACACCCAGGCCGACGAUCACGUGGUUCAAGGAUGGAGUGGAGAUCUUCAGUCACCUUUAUCUGCAUGUUCACGAGUGGUACAUUGGGAAGGACAAGGUAAAAUCCAAGAUAGAGAUAGACCCCGCCACCCAGAUGGACGCCGGAGUGUACGAAUGCACGGCAGACAAUAUGUACUCGAUCGACCGGAGGAGUUUCAAGACGGAUUUCUCGAUUGCGUUCGAUUAAUGCUCGAUCGCCCUGUGCCAUGGACUGUGUUUCUAGUGAUAGAUUACUACUGUAAAGAUUAAGGCUAUGUGGUGGUGUUACGGUUCUUAUUGCUUCCGUUUGUUAGACAGAUUCAAAGCUUAACUAAUCAGAGCAGCACAUUUUUUUAGGUGUCUCACAAGGUCAAUUUGCUGCCCGAAAAUAAGAGAGAAAGAGAGACAAAAAUACAUAUCAAUAAUAUAAGGAAA